AUGGCAAUUACCUGCCUCAAGAGAGAAGAGAGGGACCACAAGAAAAGGCCAGGGAGGAGGAGGCCAGGGAGGAGGACCAGAGAGGAGGACCAAGGAGAAGAGGGCCAGGAAGGAGAAGGCCAGAGAGAAGGACCAGGAAGGAGAGGACCAGGGAGAAGGACCAAGGAGAAGAGGACUAGGAAGGAGGGCCAGGAAGGAGGACCAAAGAGAAGAAUUAGGAAGGAGGAAGAACUGGGGAGGAGAAGAAAAGGAUGUUGGCUUGAAGGGCCAGAAGAAGUGCACUUAAAACAACAAGUUUGUGCUGAUUUCCUGAUACCCAAGAUACAUCAAGUAUUGGCAGUAGGGCGCUUCACAAGGGGAGGACUAGUAUUGAAAGAGCAGGGUCUUGUGGUGGAACUUGAGCAUGGUGAUUUCAUCACAUUUACUUCUGCUAAUACCACUCACUUUAACUUAGAGUAUCUUAUUUCAAUCAUACCUUACAAUAUCUCAUCCAAAGAAGCGAACAUCAACCGACAAGCGAGCCUAUUGAGACCCAAAAAGUCAGCUCCAAUGCCACCCAAAGGAAAAAGAGGCACUGCUAAGCCCAACUCUAAACCUAAGGCUGUUUCCAAGGCUCUUUGCUCUUAUACAUCUACUAAAAAGUUCUCAGCAGCAGAUGCCAAGAACUUGACAGAACUGCACAAGGCCCAAAAAACUGUUCAAGCAGCAGAGGAGGCAGACAAGAAAAAAGCUCUACUGGAGCAAGAUGCACAAGCUGAAAGGGAUGAUGAAGCAGAGAUGGAAUCUUCUGAGGAUGAGCCAGUCCUAGACAUAGUAAAAAACCUAUUAAUCUUUAAUGCAGAGGAUGAGGAGGACAAUAAUGAAGUUCCUGGAGAAAAGCAAGGCUCACAUUCGGACAAGAAGGAGUAUAGCAAUCUCCUGAAUGAUGACAAGGUGAUGGUAGAAGAUGAUAAUGAGCUAUCUAACUCUACAAGCUCCAAAUUUAGCAGGUGCUCCAGCAUAAUCAAAGCCAAAGUGACCCUUGCCAUGUUCAGCACACCACAUUUAAGGAGAAUCACUGGCAACCAGCAGCUGACAGAGAAGCUAACACAACUAGAUAACAACCUGGACAUAAAGAACUUGCUGGUCAACUAUGACAACAUAUUUUUGCAUGGUAUCAUCAACCUAAAGUUAGUCAAGGGAGACACUAUCAAGAUGGACAAAUGCAACAACUUGUAUCUGGAGUUUCCUAAUGCUCUUCUAGCUCUUUGCACCAGUGCUAUUCAAUGUGUACUCAGAGGUUUCUUAUUAAAUGGCAAGCUUAAAGGGAUAGGAUCUGUUGUCCCCUUCACUAAUGAAAGUUACCACGACAAGUUCUCUAGCUACAUAUCUUCGCUUUCUGAAUUCCAACGUGAUACACCCUCUUUCUACAAGCUGAUAAAGAUGGAUAUGAAGGAUGCUCUCAAAAAGGUCUCUCUAGAUGCUUCCAGCAUGCUUAAGAAAACCAGCACCAUGAAAAUUGACAAGAAUGCAAUUGAGGAGGCUGCAAAGAAGGCACUGGCAGAAAGGGAGGCAGCAGCAUCUGGUAGUAAGGGAGAGGAAGAGUAG
Molecule: messenger RNA, 1587 nt
Organism: Suillus fuscotomentosus
Lineage: Eukaryota; Fungi; Basidiomycota; Agaricomycetes; Boletales; Suillaceae
Exons: 15
Coding region: 1-1587 (528 amino acids)
Source: RefSeq, a predicted model, not a curated record